AAAGAAGACUCACCUCAGUUGGGAAGGUGGAGGAAUGUCUGAGGAAGCUGUGAAGUGAACUGCCGUGGCCCCGGGGUCAGAGCCUGGGGAGUGUGCUGGUCGGGGAGAGAAGGCCUAGCCCUCAGGUGUCAGACUUAGCUGCCUGGGCCCAGGAAGGGCCCACAGGUGGUGGCUGGAGUCAGCAGUGGGGCCGGGUGGAGAGUCAGCCUGAGAUGCUGACCCACAUGGAGGUGUGGACAGACCAGAUGGAGGCAGGCUGGCACGUCAGGCCAGCACAGGGGGCUAGGCUUUCUAGACAUGUUUUCUUUGACUCAAAAGUGGUUCCUGGGUCUGUACACACAGGAAAACAGAGAUGACCAUCGGCGCCCUUCAGGAAGGGCGUCUGAGAGACUGUAACCAGGUCGGCUACUGAGAGCAAGCCUCCUGGGGAGUGUGGGUUUCACACCCAGCCCCCACAGGGCCAAGAAAGUGGCUAUUGAUGGAAAGUGGGGCAGGGCUAGGACUGACGCGGGUGCCCCUCCUGUCCUAGGCCCCUGUUUGAAGGCAGGCUGUAGGAACAGCUCUGGUGUCCCAUAGUGGGUGCCUGCUGCCACUUGUACAUCCUGACUUUUGUUUAUAAAAUCCGACUAGAGGCAGAGGCCAUAGUGGUAAAUUUAAAGGCUGCCCUGACCUUCUGGGUAGAAGUGCCUGGGUGAGUGGCACCCCUCUGUACCCCACUCUCUAUGCCCCUACCCCAGGCUACAGCAUCCGGGGUAUCACUAGGAGCUGGUCAUGGGGCUGCAGGAUAAGAUGAGCUCCCACACCAGAUGAGGGGCUUUUGUGUGCACUGCCCCCACGCCAGCCACACACCCAGGCUUGCCUCGUGGGUGAUGCCCCCAGCCUUUGUUCUCUUUGCACCAACAUCCGCGCCCUGGCAAUUUUCAGAAUGAGACGGCAUAACUGAGUCCCAGAGAAGCCCCCAGCCUGGCUAAUGGCAGGUGGAGAGGCUGGUAUUGCCUUACUGCAGCUGCUUAGUCCUCUCCUAACCCCACCUGAGACCUCAUCCCAGGUGUCCUGCAAUCCCGUCCUCCUAUACACGCCCUACUGUCCCCCGCAUACAGGGGCCCAAAUGUAGAUUUGGCAGCAGGUUCCUUUGGUCAUUGGGAGGAGCUGCAAGGAAGGUGUCUCCGAUGUGGCUGUGCUGAAGUCUUUGAUGUUCUUGUACUUUCUAUCCCUGUUGGGACAUGAGGGGGGUCAGCCACCAGCUUAUGACUGUGCAGGAAGGGUGGGGUGGAGGUCUGGGAGCACAGUUUAUGCACUGCCUGCUCGGAAACCUAGCUACCUAGCAGUCUCUCAUCUUGGGGUGCCCUUUCCUAAGAGACAGGAGUGGUCCCCACAGUAAGCCCCUGCAGACCCUCCGGGCAGGUAAAAGGAUCCUGAUGUCCAGGCCUACCCACCCUGCCAAUGACUGCCCCGCAACUCUGUGCCUUCAGUCAUCUUUGGGGGUGUUACAUUUGAGUGAAAAUGUGAGCACUGAUGGGCAGCCUUUGUCAGGCCAGCCUCAGCCCAGUCCCUCCGGCCUGCCAGGCCCUGGAUGGGGUGCCCCUGCUGUUUCCUUGCCUUAUUCAUCAGCUGGUCUUGUUUAGCUCAGCACGGUCCUUGAAAUGAGAAGACAUUACCUUGGCUUUGACAUUUAGCCUGUUACCUGCCCCCUGGCGGAUGAAGCAUGCCAUUUCCAGCUGGUUCGUGUUUCAGAACCAAGCGGCCAGGUGUCUUUCCGGUGUCCCUGAGACUGCCCCACCCGCCCUGCACAGGGUGGGCACAGAUGGGCCUGUGGAUGCCCAGCUUCAGUCCUCUCAUCUUCAGCGCGUGUGAGGCCUGGAGAGUUGCAGGGAGGGGGCCAUAUGCUGAGGCCAGGUCACUGGCCUGUGCACUAGGUGCCAGGAGGAACAUGCCUAGUCAUGGAAUGUGCAGGCAUUGUGAGAGACAAGGGUGUAGAUUUUAAAAUUCACCCUCCUUUCAAUGAAGUUUUACCUAAAGUCCUUCACUGAAGAGUGAAGCCCUAAAAUAUUUCUCCAGACAUGAACAUUUUUUGUUAAAAUGCAAAUAACAACACACUGAUUCAUAGUUCAGCAAAAUGGUAAUUAAGUGCUUUAUACUAGUAUUGUGUCACCAAUCCACUAACGUACAUCUGCAGAAAAUCACAUCCUAAGCCACGGGUGGGUUUAGGAUCAAGCACACAGGCAAAGGUCCUAGUUUUGAAGUUAGCCUUCGGUUGAAACGGGAAUCCUGAGCUACAUAAGGAGAAGAAAUCAACCAUCGACAAAGUGAUGACAUCUGCCUUUGUCUGCUUUCUUCCCUCCUAUUUCUGCACAUCCUGAUGGCGUGCCGGAAUGGGUGAAUGGGAUCUGGAAUCCCUUGACACCUAUAUCCAGAACACACUGUCUUCCCUCUACCCACCUUUUGAGGCCACGGCAGCCACGGUGCUCUGGCAGCUGUUCAGUGUGGCUGAGAGGCUCCACGGUGGGGAUGGGCUGCGCUGCCUCACUGACUUCCUCAUUCCAGCCAAGAAGGUCCUACAAUACCUGCAGCAGGAAGCCUGUGCCAGGUACACAGGCCUCAUCUUCUUCCAUGAAGGCUGGCCACUGUGCAUCCAUGAGAAGGUCGUGGUGCAGCUGGCAUCCCUCCGCGGAGUUAGGCUCAGGCCUGGGGACUUCUAUCUACAGGUCACAUCAGUGGGGAAGCAGUCAGCCAGACUGGUUUUAAAAUGCCUCUCUCAGCUUGGACGGGGCUCAGAAGAAGUUACUGUCCCUGAGGCCAUGUACAGCUGCGUCUUCACAGGAGAGUUCCUGGAACAGCUGAACGGGGAGCGGAAUGGUGUCCCCUUGCAAAACUGCUUGCUGACCUCAGGCUCCGCCGUCUUCCGCACCCCGUGGAGCAGUGUCACAGACCCCAUCUUUGUCCCAACAUUCAGGACCGCCCUGCCCCACCGCAGCUGCCCCAGGCCUGAGCAGCCACCACCUAGAAGUGCCUCCAAAGCUCUGGCCCCAGCACCAGUCAUGGCCAGCACUCGUCCCCAUGAGAGUACCCCUCCCAGUGACACCCCCACCCUGCCCCACUGUGGUGGGCAACCCGGCAGUGACCAGCCCAUCCACCAGCCUUCCGCAGGAAGGGCUGGGUGGGAAAACCCUAGAAGCACAUUCUGGAGCUCUGACGGAGGCCUUGUAGGGGUUGGGCCCUCAGAGCCAGGCUUGUGGGAAGGACCAGGAGAGAGCCUGGACCCCACAGACAAAAGAGACGGUCCCCAGGAGGCCCUCACUGUCCGUGAGGACAUGGGCAGCCCAAGCUCCAGAAGGCAGUCACCCAGGGACCCAGCCUGCAUGGAGGCCAGACGUUGGUUUAGGAAGUCCUAUAUGGAGGCCCUGCGGAACCCCAUGCCCCUGGGCUCCAGUUCCGAAGAGUCCCUUGGGGAUGAGGCCUGCAGCUCCGAGACCAUAGGGGCUGGGGCAGCAGCCAGCCGAACCCAGAAGGAAACCCCCAGCCUCUGGGGGGACCACGGGGAGAUCUCAAGUCAGGAAAGCCAUCCAGGAGCCACUAGGAGCACCCUUCCCAGGCGGUCUCGGUCCUGUGACAGGUCCUUCAGGAGCUCCCGAGGUGAGGCCCGGCGGGCCUCCCACCACUCACUCAGCACCAGGCCUGGAGGUCUUUUAGGAGGACAAGCCGAGGGGACCAGAAGUGCAGGCUCCAGCGGCCCCUCCUGCACCACAGGGGAGAGUCCAGCCAGUGUUAACACCAACAGCAACGCUUUCCGGGCUCGUGCUCCUGGCUGGAUUUCAGAUGUGCUUGUUGAGCCGUUGUGCCCAGAGGGAGAAGGACAGCCGCCCAGCACAGGAGACCUGCCCAAGCAGGUACCCAGGAAUGUGCUGGAGGUCAGCCAGGAGCUCCUGCAGUCCGGGGUCGUCGUCCUCCCAGGGACCCGGGAUCACCAAGGGAGAGCAGUGGUACAGGUCUGCACAACGAGCCCGCUCUGGUCCAGCAGACACAGCUCCAGCGCCGAGCUGACCCGCCUGUUGCGGUACCUCCACGGCAUCCCCAGGAAGGAGGUGCGGGAGCUGGGGCUGGUCAUUCUGGUGGACGCUCGCAAGGGUCCGGCCACGCCUGCUCUCUCCCGGGCCCUGGCAGGACUUCAGAACACAGCUCCUCCCAUAAUUCAUAGUAUUGUGUUCUUGAUGAAUAAAGAAUCAGCAUUUAGGCCUGACAAGGAUGGAAUAAUUCAGUGUGAGGUGGUGGGCUCCCUGAAGGCCUUGCACAAACUUGUUGACAGCUCCCAGCUGACCGCAGACCUCGAUGGCUCUUUCCCCUACAGCCACAGUGACUGGAUCUGCUUCCGUAGGAAGCUGGAGCCCUUUACCACAAACUGUGAGGAUGCCAUUGUUUUCCUGCAAAAUUCAGUCCGAUCCCUAAACACCCACAGGACUCUAAGCACAGCACAGGAGGUCACGGACCUAAUCCGCCAGCACAAGGAGACAAUGAAAUGUGUGCUGGAAGACGCACUGCUGGUCGCCCUCCGCUUGGAGGGUGGCACUGUGCUGGCGCGGCUGAGGAGGGAGCAGCACGGUGCCGGCCAAGACUGCCGGGAUGCCAUCGAGGUUGCCUCCAGGCUGUACGAUCAAGUAGACGAAGAGGUCCACAAGGUGGUCCUUGCCUCCAACAGGUGUCUGCAGGAGCUGGAGAGGCUACGGGAAGCGAGGGUGCUGCAGGAGGGACAAGGGCAGGUGGAUGGGUGGAUGCUGCAGUGUCUGGAACACCUGGGUCCCGAGCCGGUCACUGAGUAUCCGAAGAGCUGUCACCAGGAGGCCACAGAGCUGACUGCGUGGAGUUUCCCCGGGGCGAGCACGGUGGAGGCAGGCCUGGGCAGCUGGCGGGCACUGCCGCAGUGGCACAGCUUGUGGCUGCAGAGCCAGCAGACUCGACUCUGCUUCCAAGGGGCCCUUUCUGGGGCUCCCCCCGACCCUGGGGCCCCACCUCUGAGCCCGAGCCCCCUGCAGUACGAGCUUCCCCGGGGGGCUGAGAGGAGGCACUGUGAGCCUUCUUGGAUCCCCCACACUGAUCCGGAGGGCCACACUGGGGAGCGUGCCCAGCUGCUGCCCGGCCUCCCUGAACAAGCCGCUCUCUGCAGGCAGGAGGGUGAGCACCCGGCCCCAGACAACGGCUCUGCCUGCUCCUCCGAGCCCAUCCAGACACCCACAACCCACCCCAAGAAAUAUCCCCUGAAGAAAAUUAUGAGGAAAACACAAAGCUUUGAGAUUCCACAGCUUGACGGUGGCCCCCGGGACUCCCCCUGGCCAGGCCACACUGGGGUUUUCAUCAGGGGCCUGGAGGUGACCAGCACUGUGGCCUCAGAGAAGCAGCCCCCACCGAGGCCACAUGCCGAGAGCCCCCUGGGUACUCGGACCCGGAGUCUGUCCUCUCCCUCCAGGAUCCACCCAUCCGAGGAGGACAGGAGGAGGCAAGCAGGAAGCAGCCGACUGCAGCACAUAAUGGCCGAGAUGGUUUCCACAGAGAGGGAGUAUGUCAGGUCCUUAGGAUAUGUCAUCGACAACUAUUUUCCAGAAAUGGAAAGGACAGACCUGCCUCAGGACCUUCGAGGGAAGCGCAGCAUGAUCUUUGGGAACCUGGAGAAGCUCUAUGACUUCCACCGCCAGCAUUUCCUCGCAGAGCUGGAGCGCUGCCAGCCCUGCCCCUUGGCAGCGGGCCGCGGGUUCCUGAGACACGAGGAACAGUUUGGCAUGUACGCGCUUUACAGCAAGAACAAGCCCCGGUCAGAUGCUCUGCUCUGCAGCCACGGCAACGCCUUCUUCAAGGACAAGCAGCGGGAGCUGGGAGACAAGAUGAACUUGGCCUCCUACCUGCUGAAGCCCGUGCAGCGUAUGGGCAAGUACGCACUGCUUCUCCAGGACCUGGCCAGGGAGGCCAGCUGCUGCCCUGCCUGGGAGCAGGAGCUGGGCGAGCUCCGGGCUGCCGAGGGUGUGGUCCGCUUCCAGCUGCGCCAUGGCAACGACCUGUUGGCGAUGGAUGCGGUCCGAGGCUGUGAUGUAAAUCUGAAGGAGCAGGGGCAGCUGAGAUGCCAGGACGAGUUUAUCGUCUGCUGUGGAAGGAAAAAGUAUCUGAGGCACGUCUUCCUCUUUGAAGACCUCAUCCUGUUUAGCAAGACCAAAAAGGUGGACGGAGGCUACGACACCUACAUGUACAAACAGUCCUUCAAGACAGCCGAGAUUGGGAUGACGGAGAACGUCGGAGACAGUGGCUUGAGGUUUGAGAUCUGGUUCCGCAGACGGCGGAAAUCCCAGGACACCUACAUUCUCCAGGCCAGCUCUGCAGAGGUCAAGACAGCCUGGACCCACAUGAUAGGGCAGAUCCUGUGGCGGCAGGCUCUGCGGAACAGAGAGCUCAGAAUGCAGGAAAUGGUGUCAAUGGGGAUGAGCACCAAACCGUUCGUGGACAUCCAGCCCAGCGAUGCAGCCAUAAGUGAUCGGGCCGUCAAGAAGGGGGCAGAGUCAUGGACGCGAGCACCCAUGGCCGUGCCCCCCUGUGACCACGCCACCUCCUUUAAGAGGCCACACUCUACCAUCUCAGACAGCAGCACCUCCUCCUCUGGCAGCCAGUCCUCCUCUGCCCUGGGGCCACCGGGCCUGCAUGCCACUGCCAGCCCAGCCCUGCGGAGCUCCGCCUCCUGCCCCUGGCCGUACGACAUGCGCACCUGCUUCGAGGAGGAGGAUGAGCUGGAGCAGGAGACCGGGAGCCAGCCUUCCACGAUGACUGAGUGCACGUCGUUGGGGGCCGGUGGCCUCAGGCUCCCGGGGCUGUUCUCUGAGGAGGGCCCCCAGAGCGCCUGCCCUGCUGUCCCCAGGAGGGGCUCGCAGCAGCAGCUCCACAGCCAGUUCACCACAACCCUGUGAGGUAUUUGGAUGAGACUCAGCCCAGGGAGAAUCCCCGUCAGAGGGAGCAGAGGACCCUCGGCCCAGACCUGUGCCUGAGGUCUGGGAAUGAGGUGCUCAUGCUGGGAGCUCCUGAUACACCCCUACCGCAGCUGCUGGCCACCCCCACCCUCAGCACGCCAUGGGCCCUGCCUGCCUGGCCAUCACCUGGCCUCCCUCCACUCCUUCUGGGGCUCCUCAACCCCAGUCCACAGGCUCAGAGGGCUAGCCGGCCCAGAUCUCCACCCCCGCACUGCUCUGAACUCCCCCGUGCUCCGAGGGCUGUGCCAAGGUUGGGGUGGAAACACACGGACCCCUGGUUCCGUUGGGGAGGUCCAAGCAGGCUUGGGGUGUCUCAGAGCAAGGUGGGCCCUCUGCAACCCUGUUUCCUGCAGUUCCAGGCCACACAGGCCCAUGGGCGACAGUCCCCUGGAGUAGCCCUCAGUGAAAUGUGUCCCAGACACAGAGGGUGCCUCUGAGUAUAAUUGGAAUAUUGGUUCUCUUUCCUUUUUAACAAGGCAUGUGUAGACAGUGGGGCUGCCGGUCACCACCUGUGGGCCUGGGUCCCAGGUUGGGGUGAGGGCACAGCAGCUAGGCCUGAGGUCUGGGGUGUAGAGAGCGCCCCAAGAGGACCACCUCUCUCCAAAUGGAGCAGAAUAAUAAUAAGCAGGGAAAGCCUAGGUAGACAGAAGACUUCAGUGAGUUUCCUGCUGCAGGUGUCUUCCCCACGAGACCCCCAUUCUCCAGGCGGCAGCACCACCAGACCAGCCACCUGGAACAGGGGCGGGUGGACAGGCAGGGUCCACACCAGAGGGACUUUGCGACUGUGCGUUUCCCAGCUGCUCUGAGCUGUUUCCAUUGUUACUUUGUUUCAGUGCUGACUUGUUCCGAACUCCAGGAACAUAAAUAAAUGGGACCUGUUUUUCUAA
This is a messenger RNA of Felis catus (domestic cat), 7885 nucleotides long. RefSeq names its product pleckstrin homology and RhoGEF domain containing G4B (gene PLEKHG4B). The transcript has 21 exons. The record is from RefSeq and is a predicted model, not a curated record. Lineage: Eukaryota; Metazoa; Chordata; Mammalia; Carnivora; Felidae. Gene Ontology annotation, molecular function: guanyl-nucleotide exchange factor activity. Bases 2373 to 6938 code for a protein of 1521 amino acids.